UUUCCUGUCGUGUGGGUAGUCCUGAAUCUGGAGCCUGCAGGAAGGUGUUGCUGUGAAGAUGUCGCAUCUAGCUGGUGACUGUAUACACUUGGAAUCAGUGGGCGAAGUGACAAAAGACGAACUAAUUGAGAAAUCUCAUGGUACUUGUCAAGACUGUAAAGUUGGAGGGCCGAACUUAUGGGCAUGUUUGGAGAAUGGCUGUUCCUACGUUGGUUGUGGAGAAUCCCACUCUGAUCACAGCACCAUUCAUUCGCAGGAAACCAGGCACAAUCUCACUGUUAACCUUACCACCUUGAGAGUCUGGUGUUAUGCAUGCGGAAAAGAGGUAUUUCUGGAGCGAAAACUUGGACCUCCACCAACAGUGCAACAUGGGACAUCACCACAGAUGUGCGAACACCAGGAUUCCUCUCCCUGUGAACAGAUGUUGAAAGCUCCUAUUACUCUAGUGGGACAUGACCUAGAUGCAGAAUAUGAUGACAUGAAGACAAGAGGUCUCACUGGAUUGAAAAACAUUGGAAAUACUUGUUAUAUGAAUGCAGCUCUUCAAGCUCUUUCUAACUGCCCUCCCUUGACUUUAUUUUUCCUUGAAUGUGGAGGCUUGGUGCAGACAGUUAAAAAACCAGCUCUUUCGAAAAGUUACCAAAAGUUGAUGGCAGAAAUAUGGCACAAGAAUCGUCCCAGCUACGUUGUGCCUACAAGCCUGUUCCAGGGGAUUAAAACAGUGAAUCCAAUGUUUCGGGGGUAUUCCCAACAGGAUGCCCAAGAAUUUCUGCGUUGCUUAAUGGAUCAACUUCACGAAGAAUUGAAGGAACAAAUUGUCGAGCAGAUUGAGGACGCUGUAUCUGCAACUAUGGAAGAUCAAAUGGAAGAAGAAAACUUGUCUGACAAUGAAUUUCAGUCUUGUGAUUCAUGCUCUGGCAGUGACAAGGCUGACCCUGAGACAAACUCUAAGAUCUCGGCAGAAGACUGCAUGGAAGCAGAGAUGCUAGUACAUGAAGAAAUGAAGAAUUGUGCAUCAGCUAAAGGAUGGCAACGGGAGCGAAAUCUGCUGCAUAAGCUUUAUAGGCCCAACUCUAGAGAUGAAUUGGAUAAAGACAUGGAUACUUCAACAGGUGCUGAUCAAAUAGUAGACCGUGAUGGGACAGUCAAAGUGCAGAUCCAAAGCAGGUUGCCAGACGUUGCUUGUGAUGUGUCUAUGCGCAGUCCUUCAAGGCCACACAGUUCUACGUCUAACGAUGCAACAAAUGCAAGGCUGUCCAGCAGUCCACCCCGAUCCACUUCAUUGUGGGGGGGGCUUGUUUCCUCACACAGAAAAGUUGCCUCUUUCACACCUUUUAAAAAGAGAAAGCAGGUGAAGUACAGAAGUGUUGUUUCUGAUGUCUUUGAUGGCACGAUUGUAAGCUCGGUGCAAUGUUUGACCUGUGAUCGGGUAUCCACCACCUUGGAGACCUUUCAGGAUCUCUCUCUGCCUAUCCCAGGGAAAGAAGACCUGGCCAAGUUGCAUUCGUCAAGUCACCAGAUGUCCUUAGUGAAGGCAGGGUCAUGUGGUGAAGCAUAUACGCCACAAGGUUGGAUAGCAUAUGUCAUGGAAUACAUUAAAAGUUGGUUCUGGGGUCCUGUGGUAUCCUUGCAGGAUUGUCUGGCUGCCUUCUUCGCCAGAGACGAGCUCAAAGGUGAUAACAUGUACAGCUGUGAAAAAUGUAAAAAAUUGCGAAAUGGUGUUAAAUUCUGCAAAGUGCAGAAGUUACCGGAGAUUUUGUGCAUUCACUUGAAGCGAUUCAGACAUGAGCUCAUGUUUUCCACCAAAAUCAACAGCCAUGUGUCAUUCCCUUUAGAAAGUCUUGAUCUUCAACCUUUCCUUGCUAAAGACAGCUCGCCUCAAAUCACAACUUAUAAUCUCUUAUCAGUAAUCUGUCAUCAUGGCACUGCCAGUUGUGGUCAUUAUACAGCUUAUUGCCUAAAUGAUCUGAAUAAUCGAUGGUUUGAAUUUGAUGACCAGAAUGUGAUGGAAGUGUCUGAAUCAACUGUGCAGAAUGCAGAAGCUUAUGUGCUCUUCUACAGGAAAAGCAGUGAGGAGAUGCAGAAGGAAAGGCAGAGAGUAGCUCACCUACUGAAUAUGAUGGAACCUAGUCUACUUCAGUUCUACAUAUCGCGCCAAUGGUUGAACAAAUUCAAGACUUUUGCUGAGCCAGGUCCUAUUAUCAACAAUGAGUUUCUUUGUGCUCAUGGAGGUGUUCCACCUCAGAAGGCCAGUUACAUUGAAGACCUUGUUGUGAUGUUGCCUCAGAAUGUCUGGGACUAUCUGUACAGCAGGUAUGGAGGGGGGCCAGCAGUCAAUCAUCUCUACACCUGCCAAACCUGUCAGAUCGAGAUUGAAAAAUUAGAAAAGAGAAGGAAGGUGGAACUGGAAAUGUUCUUACGACUAAACAAAGCCUUCCAGGAAGAAGAAUCACCUUCUGUUAUCUACUGUAUUAGCAUGCAUUGGUUUAGAGAAUGGGAAGGAUUUGUCAAAGGCAAGGAAAAUGAGCCUCCUGGUCCAAUUGAUAAUGCCAAGAUAGCUAUUGGCAAAAGCAACCACAUGUCUUUAAAACAAGGAGCUGAUUCCGGCCAGAUCUCAGAAGAGACCUGGUACUACUUUUGCACAAUUUAUGGAGGGGGCCCAGAGAUCACCCUGCGGCAGAAUGUAAGCCAUCCUGAUACAUCGUGUGUUGAAGAGAAAGUAGAGGUCGAAAUCCGUCCGGUGCAAUAAUGUCAAAGGAAAUAUUUUAAAGUACUACAACUGUGAUGAAUUAUGCUGGAUUCUAAGCAUUCCAGGGUGUGAUAUAUUUUUUUUUUGAAAAACAAUUUCUGCAGUGGCAUUAAUGAUUUGUGUUUUAGGGACAAUCAAACCCUGUUAUGUAAAAUUGUUUGACAUAGGUUUUUGGUUUGUCUGACAAACUGUCCUGAAAGGUUGGAGGUGUUUUCUCGUGGUAUGUGAUGUAGCUUUGAUCUGUGAUAGGCCCACACACUAAAAGUGUACUAGUGUGAAAUGGGUUGCUAAUAUUAAGUUGACUCAGGAAAGCACUGAUAUCUUUUUGUUUGCACUGUACUGUAGAUGAAAAUUCAAAGAUUUCACAACUGUUGACCAUGCUACUGUAAGCUGUUAAAGGAAUAUUCUCAGGAGAGCUUGCAAAAAUUGAAGCUAAAUGCAAUGAGGAGGACAGGCUAACCAGCAGUAUUGUGUUCAGCUAUAUUAGAAGCAAUAGAGAAAGCCAUUGCAUGGGUGCCAGCACUAACUGUUUGACAUCAGUUAAUUUCUAAUCCUCUUCUUAUUUUACUACGUUUUUAAAAUGUUUGUUUUCUGUUUUCAAUAUUGCUACAUCAGUAGCCACUUGUAAUAAACACUCCCUGUUUUCUGGAGAAAAUUUCUUCUCUAAUCUGAAUUCUGUGCUCACUUUACAAAUUUGAAAACGAAUAGAAAUCACCUUUCAUCGUUUACUAUGCUUUCACAAUAUUGAAAAGCUUCUGUUCUAGCAAUUAUCUGAAAAUAUGCUGAUUCGCCUCAGUUGGGAAUACUCCAACCUCUUGAGUCAGUAGGUUGUGGGUUCAAACCCUAUCUACAGAUGUGAACACCUAAUCAGGGCCGGGAUUGACUGAAUUGCUGCAUUGUUGGAGGUGCCAUCAGGCUCCUUCUUUGUCACUGUUCUCUGCUGGCUAUCCAGUGUAUAACUGAGCACUUUAAGGUAUUGUCAACUGAAUAGAAUGGUUACAGCACAGGAGCCCGUUUGCCCAGCUGAGCCCCUUUUGCACACUGAGUAAUUUAGCCAGUUCCAGUUCCACUUCCCCUCCUUAUCCUGUUGACAUAUAAUUAUUUUUCUCCUUACAGAUGCUCAUCCAGUUCUGUAUUGAAAACCACAAUUAAAUCUGCCACCUUCACCUUACUUUAUGAAUUUCAUAACAUUGUUUAAAGCAUUGGAAGUAUUUUCUCCCGCAGCGUGCUGCCUUUCAUUCAUCUACAAUUCACCAUAAAACCAUGUCCUCUGUUUCUUGACCCUUCUGCCAAUGGGAACAUGAUAGGCGACAGUAAAUGUCAUUGACAGUAAGGUACUAUUUGACCAAGUAUGACAUCAAAGAAUGAUGGUUGUGGUUAUUGAGCAGUGACCCUCUCAGACCCAGAUCACGAGUGCGAGUUUUCUCAGGAUGCAUGUCCUCGGCCCAACCAUGUUCAGUUUCUUAAUCAAUUUCCUUUCCUCCAUUAUAAGUUCAGAAGAUUGGAUGUUCAGUAUAUAUUGUAACAUCUGUCACUUGAAGUGCCAUAACACACAGGCUAUGGGCCCUAUGCUGGAAAAUGAGUAGACAGGUGCUUAAUGACCAAUGCAGAUAUAAUGGGCCGAAAGGCCUCUUUCUGUGCACUAAGGUUAUGACAUCCAAUACUGACAGCAGUAAGUGCCUGCAUGCAUGCCACAAGGCCUGGACAACAUUCAGUUUUGGGCUGUUAAGUGGCAAGUAACAUUUGUAAAAUGCAAUGCUCAUCUCCAACAGAAGAGAAUCUAACUAUCACCCCUUGACGUUCAAUGGCAGUACAAUAUCUUGACCAGAAACUGAACUCGACCAGCCAUGUAAAUACUGUAGCUACAGGAGUAGGUCAGCAGUUGGGAAUUCUAUGGUGAACAAUUUGACUCCUGACUCCCAUCUGUCUACCAUCUGAAAGGUACAAGUCAGAACAGUGAUGAAAUACUCUCCAACAUAAAUAGAAAUUGCUGGAAAAACUCAGCAGGUCUGGCAGUAUCUGUGGAGAAAUUGGGUCCAGUAACCCUUCAGAACUGAAAUAUUCUCCAGUUAUCUUGAUAAGUACAACUCCAACAACAUUUAGGCUUGUCACCUCUCGGAACAAAGAUGUCAUUCAAAAAGAAGCCACCACUCGAUCUACUAAAACACACGCGAAUGGUGCACCAUAAGCAGCAGUGAGUAUCAUCUCCAAGAUUAACGGCACUAACUCUAGAAGGCUCGUUCAGCACCUUCCAAACCUGUGACCUCUGCCACCUCACAAUAAAGAUAGCAGAUGCAUAGGAACACUAACAACUGAAAUGCUCCCUCCAAAGUAGCACAGCAUCCUGACCUGUAACUGUAUUGAUGUUCUUUGCUUUUGUACUCUGUGCUUAAAAAUGUGUUGCUGGAAAAGCGCAGCAGGUCAGGCAUAAGCCCUUCCCGAA
This is a messenger RNA of Chiloscyllium plagiosum (whitespotted bambooshark), 5192 nucleotides long. NCBI's taxonomy places the organism in Eukaryota, Metazoa, Chordata, Chondrichthyes, Orectolobiformes, Hemiscylliidae. The record is from RefSeq and is a predicted model, not a curated record.